Coregonus sp. 'balchen' is the source of this 4317-nucleotide messenger RNA. Lineage: Eukaryota; Metazoa; Chordata; Actinopteri; Salmoniformes; Salmonidae. The record is from the annotation of a GenBank genome assembly.
GUUUGUGAUCCAAACACUUCUCCGGUCUGAGCCGAAACAACUGUAGCUAGACAACAACCGUCAUGGGUGAAAUGGCAGAACUCACAGAUAAAUUCAACUCUUUCACCAUGACGCAAUUAAACGAGUUGCUUGAAGACGAUGAAAAACUAAAUGAUAUUGUCAAAGAAAUGGACGAGGUAAGUUCCCAUUGUGUUUUGUUAGCUAGCUAACGUUAAUUGGCUAUCCCUAGGAACGCUAACUAUCUAGCAUCAAGACAUCUAGCUAGCCGUGCACUUAUGUCUGUCGUCAGGCAGACCUGGCUUCAUUCACAAAUCCCUUCUGAAUGCUAAAAUGGCAUUGAGCAAGCUCAUCAACAUCCACCUCUUUGCCGCACAGCUGAGAAGCGUGCUCCUUGUACUGUACUCAACAUUUGGCACCUGUUUUGUGGAUGCUAUUUCCAUAUUUAUAUUGUCGAAUCAUUUUCCACAAUAACCCUGUUUAUGUACAUAUAGCAGGUCACAAAUGGUAUUGCGGCAUUGUCAUUGUUUGGCAUUACGGCACAAAUGCCAUCUGAUGCCCAUUAUUGCAGAAGUAAUCGACCCACCCGCGUUUAGGAACUGAACAGAUUUGAAAGGAACUGAUCCCUGAUCUGUUUUAUGGUAGCUAGUAGUGGUGGUAUUUGUUUCCUGUUAAAUGCUCAGGACACACACAAGCCAGCCAGUCAUCAGCACUGUGGAAGGUGGGAGAGGUUUUCCUAUUGAGUAACCAAGGUGGAGUCGUCCGGACUCCAGAGCACACCUCUUUAGUCAUCAUUCUGAUACAGUUAGCACACACAGCACAGCAGGUUCAUAAGCAGAUAUAUUAUGACUAAUAAACACCUCUCACAGCCUGUUGAUAUCUGGUUAAAUAAGCUAAGAUAUACUUUAUUAGUCCAUGCAAGAUGGACAUUUUGUCUUCUUGUAUCCAACCCCACCGAUAUACACACAUUAGGUUGGAGAAGCUGGAGAAGAUGACUGAUGUCAGUGUUGUUUUCAAACAUGUGUACAGCAUUCUGCCACUGUUGUUCCUCAUCUCUCCAUCCCUAGCUAGCCUUGUGUAGUGUAGUGUAGGUAUUGGGAAAUCUGUGUCUUCUGGCUUCUUCACCUUCUGCAUUUGUAUAUUCACUAGACAUGUAUGUGGCUGAUGCGAGACUCCCCGCCACGAUGCUGGUGGAAGAUGCUAGUCCUUACCCACCAAUGUGAAAAUAGUUUUACAGGAACAACCUGUGAGCAGAGAUGCAAAUCUGUGGUUGUGGCUGCUUCUAUGGCUGUCUAGUGCCUGCUUCUCUGGGUUGAUGGCAGCAUACCAUCCCAACCAUGUUAUUUAGGAUUAAUAAUAGCUUAGUUCAUUAGUACUGAUAUCUUUUAUAACCCCCUUCACCAAACCUACACACAGAUUAUAAAUGGCUGUAAUAGACACACAACUCGUAGGCUAUUAUAUCUGCAGUGUAUCUAGUACUCCACUGUAGAAAACAGAGCUCUUAUCGCUCUGAGGGCAGUGAAAUCAAUACAGGACAAACACAGUUUAAAAACCGUCACUGAUAGCCUGCUGAACUCUAUGGUGAGCCAGUGCAGGGCUGUGGCCAUGCAGAGCUAAAACACAGCAUUCAAUAAAGGUAUGGAAUAAUCAGUGUCCUCCAUAAGACUAGACUCAUAUUUAACCUCCAGAGGUUAGGUUCUGAGCUGGCUUGUCCCUGACCUAUAGGCCUACAUACCACAGUCUGGAGGUCAGGGUGGGUCGGGGGUGGGUCAAUCUCUCUCUGUCUGCAGGUAUUGGGUCUAGUGCUUCUAACCCCACCUUCCCUCUGACUCCUUCUCUCCCUCUUGCCUCUCUCCCUGUGUGUACGGUGUGUCUCUGUGUGUGUGUUAUAGAUGCGUGAGGUGCAGCAGUUGAAGGAGCUGAUCCUAGGCAGUAACAUCAGCCUGGCUGAACAGAACCUCCAGCUGCAGCCCAGACUGGACCUGCAGAAGAACCAGCUCACCUCACGCUACCGCCACCUACAGGAGCUCUAUGACAACUACCAGCUACGGAAGUCCACACUCGGUAAGAGCCUUAGUAACUAGUCCACACUUGGUAAGAGCUCUAGCUAGUCCACACUACCAAGUCCACACUACUAAGUCCACAGUGUGCCUGUAUACCAGUCUCUGUCUCUACAUCUCAAUGCGUGCACUCUAUCUGAAAGACCAGUCUUUCUCUCUCUCUGUGUCUGUGUUGGUAGCUGACUCUUUUCUACCACCUACAGGUCUGCCUGGUCUAACCAGUUCAGUCAGUUGUUGUUCCAAGAUACUGAUCAUUCAGGUUGUCACUACAUGACCACAAUAGAAAGAAGGGAAGCACACAGCCUUUCUAAUAUGGCUGUGACGAUACCAGUAUCGCAAUAUUUUUUCCAUGGCAAAAAUGAUAACACAAAACACUCUUUGGUCCUUUAAAAACCUGCUGUAUGCAAAAUAUUGUGUGCUAUACCUUGGGAAAUAAAUAAAUGUGACUCUGGAUGACAACAUAAUGAUGUUUGUUUCCAACAUUAGGGCUGUUUUCCUAAAGAAGUUAAAUCCGCUUCAUGUUUUGUUUCCUUUCCACAAUACUAACAAGUAUCGCGAUCGUCCUGGCCCUACUUUCCACCACCAACCUAAGCCCUAACAUUGACCCCUAAAUCACGAACAAAUAUCUAAUGUGCUUUUUUUUUCUCUUUGUCCUUUCUAGCAUGGCCAUCUAGUGACUACUGUGUCAAUCAGCUAUUACCUGAUACCCCUGGCUUUCCUGUACUCAAUGCUGCUUUGUGUCUUUUGAAUGCCCCAGCCAGCCGGCUACUGUAGUACUAUCACAUUACAGCCCUGCCCCAGAGAUCAGGUCACGACUUAGGACAGUGAUUCACUGUGAUGGUUAGUGUUUGUUUUAGUGUAUUCUAACCGUUUCUCUCUCUCUCUCUCAGACCAUGGUUCAGGGAACAGUUCUCUGGACAUUCUGCUGGCUCUGCUGCAAGCUGAGGGAGCCAAGAUAGAGGAGGAGACUGAGGUGAGACACAAUAAUACACUCACAACUACACUUACGCUACAAUACACUCUCACAACUACACUUACGCUACAAUACACUCUCACAACUACACUUACGCUACAAUACACUCUCACAACAACACUUACGCUACAAUACACUCUCACAACUACACUUACGCUACAAUACACUCUCACAACAACACACACAGAUCAAUACAGACAUGUACGCACUCAGGGGUGAAAGUAGAGUUCAUUUCUUCCCGGUACAGGACCUCCUAUAUUUGCACGUGCACCAAUACAUUUUAUGGGCCUAAUCAUAGAAAUACAUAUAGAAUCCCUAUUAAUUCAAUAGGAUCUCUGUGGGCCUAGUCAUAAAGAUUUUCAUUUAACUUUUAAAAUGUAUUACCUUUUAUUGUGGCAUAAACACAACCAGUCAUGUUUUCAUCUGAUUUGUCAAACGAUCACUUCAAAGGGCUUCACUAGGAUAUCUGCGCACGUUCACCCACUUGCAACAUAUUUCCAGCCUCCAAACAGUGGUGAAUAGAACGAGACAUCUGUUACACAAAACACCAAAAAGUGUAAUGACAUUUGGCGAUUGUUAUUAGGCCAGAAUGGAUGCGUCCCCUAUGUCCACUCAUCUACCACCUGUUUUCAAGGCUAUUAGCAUUUUUCAGACAUUCAGUAAUGAUAAAAAGGGGUGUAAUAGCCUACAGUUUUCUUGACAUUUUGUUUUAAUUACUGUGAUAGGCUCAUGUUUUACCGGUACUUUCACCCCUGCUACACGUACAAUAAUACUCACUCACGCUCUAAGGUAUUUUGUGUUGUUGUGUAUUAGUUUAAGUGUGUAUGCUGCUGUGCUAUCCCUGUGUAGAACAUGGCAGACUCGUUCCUGGAUGGAGAGCUGCCUCUGGACUGCUUUAUCGACGACUACCAACGGAGGCGCCAUCUCGCUCACCUGCGCCGCGUCAAGAUCGACAAACUCCGAGAGCUGGUGCUGAAGGGUCUCCCUCGGCCCCCCCCGAUCCCCUCCCGGCCCAGCCGACCCCAGGACCUCCCCUCUACCCCCUACACCAAUGGAGCCCCCUCUCCCCAAUCCACGCGAGCUGCCCCUUCUCCCUCCCCUCAACCCCAGCACAGUGGCCUGCCCUACCCGGUCGCCCCCUAUCCACCAAUGCCUUUCCCCAGUCUGGAUGCUACAGGCUACCCCAGCGGCCCCUACAUGCACCAGCCCUACCUUCAAGCCGCUCAGCAACACCCCAUCUCCCCCUCUCCACACCUGCCCCCCCGGACUGGCUUCAUCAUGCAGUGA